ACCACUUCCAAUGGAUUGAGUUCAAUAGAUGACAUCGAAACAGACUGCUCUAUGGACCUGCAGUGCCUCCCGGCUCCUGUGGCCACCUCCAUCCCCGUGAGCGAGGGGCUGGCCCCUUUGCCCUCUGACUCGGAUGCAAAGGGCUUGCCCACCUCUCUGCCUGCUGCCAGCUUGCUCCCGGCUCCAGACUGCGUGCCCCUGCCAGUGCCUGAGAGCGUGGAGGACUUCACAGAUGGGGACAUCAUUGGGGAAGAACUGGACUCCCUCCUGGACUCCCUCGCUGAAGGGUCACAAUACCCUCUAUCUCUGGUCCAGGGCGCCAUUCCUACCAACCUGCCAACAGAGAUGCCCCAGCUGAUCCCGGUGUUUCCGGGGGGAACUCCGCUGCUGCCCCCAGUCGUGACAGCCAGCAUCCCUGUCUCCACCCCGCUGCCACCUGCCUCCUUUGGCCUGGUGAUGGAUCCCACCAAGCAGCUCUCCUCCUCCUCUGUCCUGGAUGCCUUUGAGGCCCCGCCGGGAGGAAGUGGCGCCUCCACCUUAGAUUCACUGGAUUCCCUGGAUCUGCUCCCCUACACAGACUCACGGCUUGAUGCCCUGGACUCCUUUGGGACAAGCAGAGGGUCGCUGGAUGCCUUGGAUUCCUUUGCCCUUGAAGAAACCAGCCCUCAGGAACUGCGACACCCACCCGGCAGCCAAAAACCAUCCCCCGUGGUCAGCCUUGGGGGAGUGAGUCACCCAGCUGUGCCCAAGGUCCCCGAGCACCUGCUGUCCCAGCCGGAACCAGUAAUGCCCAACACAGCCCUGCUGGUGAAGAACCCACUGGCAUCUACUCACGUCUUCAAACAAGCCUGUCAUAUCUGCUACCCCAAAACAGGGCCCAAGGCUGGAGAUUACACCUAUCGGGAAGGCUUGGAGCACAAGUGCAAGCGGGACAUCCUGCUGGGCAGGCUGAAGAAUUCGGAAGACAAGACCUGGAAGAGGAUCCGUCCUCGCCCAACCAAAACCAACUUUGUCGGAUCCUAUUACCUGUGCAAAGAUAUGCUUAACAAGCAGGACUGUAAGUACGGGGAUAACUGCACCUUCGCGUACCACCAGGAAGAGAUCGACGUGUGGACGGAGGAGAGGAAGGGGACCCUCAACCGUGACCUCCUCUUUGACCCGCUAGGUGGGAUCAAGCAGAGCAGCCUCACCAUUGCCAAGCUCCUCAAGGAACAUCAGGGCAUCUUCACCUUCCUCUGUGAG
Messenger RNA from Eurypyga helias (sunbittern), 1242 nucleotides. Its product is annotated as zinc finger CCCH domain-containing protein 7B-like. Gene Ontology annotation, biological process: miRNA processing. The transcript has 7 exons. Gene Ontology annotation, molecular function: miRNA binding; metal ion binding. The record is from RefSeq and is a predicted model, not a curated record. Lineage: Eukaryota; Metazoa; Chordata; Aves; Eurypygiformes; Eurypygidae. The annotation marks the transcript as partial.